CAUUCAGAGCUAUGAAGAACACGCUCAAGGUCAAUAUUCGACUUCGGAUACAGCCUUAUACACACAGGUUCACUCUCACUAAAGUAAAAAAGCAACCUCUGGGCAUGUAUCUCGACAAACGUUGCGUUAUAACUCAAGUGUAUGAGGGGACUUCUGCCGCCAAAGCAAACAUACUUACUGGCCAGAGAAUUAUUGGAGUGGGAAGGGCCUGUAUUCCUGGUGCUGCUACACCCAUGAUUGCCGAUUUACUCUGCCGAUGUGGAAGAAAGGUAGAAAUAGCAACAAUGUCCAUCGAAGUCUACACGCAACUUACAGCAAAUUGGGUGACCAGGAG
This is a messenger RNA of Sphaeroforma arctica JP610, 334 nucleotides long. RefSeq lists its product as hypothetical. The record is from RefSeq and is a predicted model, not a curated record. Gene Ontology annotation, molecular function: protein binding. NCBI's taxonomy places the organism in Eukaryota, Ichthyosporea, Ichthyophonida. The transcript has 2 exons. The annotation marks the transcript as partial.